This is a messenger RNA of Suillus clintonianus, 1230 nucleotides long. RefSeq lists its product as uncharacterized. The record is from RefSeq and is a predicted model, not a curated record. NCBI's taxonomy places the organism in Eukaryota, Fungi, Basidiomycota, Agaricomycetes, Boletales, Suillaceae. The coding region runs from base 1 to 1230 and encodes 409 amino acids. The transcript has 9 exons.
AUGGUUUCGACAAUACAGUGGCCCGAGCGCUUUGCUGACAUCAAGCGCGAAAUCGUGGUGGGAACCCCCGACUACGAGAGGCGCUUGACUGCGUCUUGGAACGAUCUUCUCCAGGAACUCGAUCAGCGCACGACAGAGAUUAUCAAUGAGGGCCCCAACGCCAUCCAUUUCCAGUACCUAGACACGCUGGUCCCUGAGCAGCUUGAUGAUAUUCGACGCGCGGGCUCUAUUGUCAUCCAUGGUGUUGUUGAAGAGAGCGAUGCUGCCGGCUGGAAGACCGCUUUAGAAGAGUUUAUCAAAGCUAACCCUCACAACGAAGGUUUUCCUGAACAGGACAAGCAAUUCUUCUUCCUUGACUGGACCCAAGCACAAGUACAAGCACGCGUCCACCCUAAUAUUCUUAAAGUUAUCACUUGGCUCAAUAACCUUUACCGUGCAAAGACAGACAAGAAAAUGGAAGGCGUCGAUCUCGACAUUCCGUUGGUAUAUGCAGAUCGGUUCCGCAUUCGACACCCUGGUGUGCAAUGGGAUGUCCACCCCCCUCACGUUGAUGGUGGUUCCAUCGAGCGCUGGGAAGACGACAACUUCCGGAGGUACUUCGCGGAUAUCUUGAGUGGCAAUUGGCGUCAGCACGACCCCUAUGAACUCGAGGGCCGCCUUGAUGCCCGCGCAUCUUUACAUGGAAGACCUGGUCAGACAACUGUAUUCCGGACCUUUCAAGGUUGGCUGGCUAUCAGGUCAAACUUCCUUUCCUUGAGUUUGGAUACGAAGGUUGAUAUCGAUUCCAGUGAGACCGCUCCUACGCAAGGCACCCUGAAAAUAUUUCCUGAUGUACUCUUAUCAAAUGCAUACACCAUCCUCCGCCCAUUCUUCCGACCGACCGUCCCCCUCGGCUCUAAGGACAUCCUCAAUCCGAAGAACUGGGUGUUAGAUAUCUCCACCCCUGAUUUCCCUGGCAUUCAGCCUCAUGACAGUGGUUGGGUCGGACCACGACCCACCCCAGAAUUGCACCCUCAUCUCAGGCUAGAGGAUACCAUGACCUCUGUGCCCAAGGUCAACCCUGGUGACAUGGUAUUCUGGCACUGUGAUGUCGUCCACUCUGUCGUGCAGGAUCACACCGGUUCAUAUAACUCUGGUGCCCACGUCAAGAAGCAGGCUGAGACUUUCCUUGCUGGUACUAGCUUCGCGAACGACGGGACGGGCCUCCCAUACGCUGGACUUGGGAACUGA